Molecule: messenger RNA, 3056 nt
Organism: Megalopta genalis
Lineage: Eukaryota; Metazoa; Arthropoda; Insecta; Hymenoptera; Halictidae
Source: RefSeq, a predicted model, not a curated record
UUUGCUUGGUAACGACGGCGGUUCAACGUCACAGUUUGGACAUGUCGGGCGCCCGAUGAAGGCGUUAACAAAUUCCUAGUAAUCCAGCAACAGCGUCAACAAUGUUUUCCCGGACCGCGAAAUCCAUCGUGAAGACCAUCGGCCAGCGGAAAUAUCACGCAGGCGAAGAAAACAUUAAGGUGACGUUGAUGGGCGGCGCAGGCGAAAUCGGCCGAUCUCUGUCGCAGAUGAUGAAACAGACCUCGAGGCUCGACCCGAUCUCUUUGUACAACGCGGCCUCCUCGAGCAAACGACUCCCGAUCAGAUUUCACACCGUUCCCGAAGCCGAGCCACCGAAACACAUCAACUCUUGGAUGCUGACCAUGCUGGAGAAUACAAGGACGUUGCCUAAAUACCAGCCGAUCAGAGAACCGAUCGACUAUUUGACUACCGGCCCGUCGAACACCGCCAGGAACGAAACCGACGAGCUGGUCGAGGUUCUACGCCGACUCCCGAUCGCAGAGGAGGCCGCGGCGGAUCUUCCGAGCAAAUCGUCGGCGAUCGUGUCGCAGGGGGGCAGCGCGUGCGUGGCCGGCGAGCUGCGGGGUCCCCGGGUCCUCGGCGAGAUGGGGCCCGAAACGAUCCGGCAGGACGGUCGGAUCGUCACCGAGAUCUAUAAGCAGCUGCCGGAGCUCGCGGACCGGCUUGGCCGCGACCGCGCGAAACGCGGCGGCAGCCGGCCGGCGCUGCGGCAGCUGUCGACGCUCGCGUUGUCGGGGAACGCGGCGCGGCCCGCGACGGGCCCCCGGAAGCAGGACACCGUCGAUCUCGACGGGACCGUCUCGACGGUUCAGCGGGUCGCAAGAACGAGCGAGAAAUCCGACCGGAAGCGACGCAAGGACGAGAGGAAGCCGAGCAACGCGGCCGUUCUGACCGCCGCGGAAAAGCGUGCUCCGACCGACGCGGAGGAUCGCGCCGCGAUCGACAAGAGGGGACCGCGAUCCAGGAAGCCGAAAGAAGCCAGAGGACCAGUGGAAGCUUCCUCGAGCACCAAGAAGCGCGGGAAAUCGCGGAACUGGACGAUACCUGCCGCGCUUUCGGACAAAAAGCCGAAGCUGCUGUACGGUUUGGUGCAGCAGAGACGCGCGCCGAUCGCCUGGUUCUUCUCCGAUCUCUUCCAGAGCCGGAAGAACGACGCGCCGAACGACUCGCCGAAUUUCAAGCAGCCGACCAGAGGCAAGAAGCUCGGUCCGACGCGGGAUUCGACGGAGGUCGGGCGAGACUCGCCGGCGAAGGCCGGAUGCGGCAGACAGGAGAUCUCCACUUCCGUGACGGAUCUGACGGGCGACUAUGCCGCGGGACUCGACGUCCCGAAGGCGGAAGGGAUUACGAACGUUGCGGAGAAGCCGGAGGAAACGAUCGACGUCUCUGCGAUCGAGGAUUUCGGCAGCGCGAGCAGAACGGCCGCGCCGAGCUCGAGCAUCGAGACGGUCAGCGAGCUGAGCGGGCCGUCGAGACCGCUCGGAACCGUCUCCUCGAAGCUGGCGCUGUUCCUCGAGAACCUGAGUAUCAACAGGCGGCGGUCCUGCUCCCUGAGCAGCUUGACAUCGUACCAUCUGGACUCGUUGUUCGCCGGCGAGGCCGCCGCGCCGAUCUGCGACCGGCUCGGAUCGGUUCGUUUCUCGUCGAAGAGCGGCGCCGCGAAGUCGAACUGGCCGAAGAUCGCCGGGAUAGAGAAGAAGAGGGAGGACGGGGGCAAGAGGACCGAGCUGAAGAAGGCCGGCGGGGACGGUGGGACGGUGGGAAGUUGCGGCGGGAAGACGAAGAGCGGUCUAUACGGCGAGCCUUGCAAGAAGCUCGAGGCGGAAUGCGGUCAAACAGGCGACGCGUGCAAGAAGUUCAAGAAGGAGGAGCUGUACGGGAAGGACUGCAAGGCGGCCGAGGAUCCCUGCAAGGGGAUCCGGGACGAGAAGUUGUACGGGAAACGGUGCAGGGACUUCGAGGACUCGUUCGGGCCCGAGGAUCCUCUGGAGAAGCUGUGGAAGGAGGAGCUCUACGGGAAGCGGUGCAAGGAGAAGAAGAGCACCGCCUGCGGGAACGCGAAGUGCGGCAAGAAGUCGGAUCCCUGCGGCGGGGACAAGAAGCCGGAACCUUGCGGCGGCGGAAAAAAGCACGAUCCUUGCGGCAUCGGCGAGAAGCCGGAUCCUUGCGGCGGCGACAAGAAGCCGGACCCUUGCGGGAUAAAGAAGCCAGAGCCUUGCGGCGGCAAGAAGGACUCCGAUCCUUGCGGCGGCAAGAAGAAGGAUCCUUGCGGCCAGAAGCCGGAUCCUUGCGGCAAAAAGCCCGAUCCUUGUGGCAAGAAGAAGGAAGAUCCUUGCGGCAAAAAGCCCGAUCCUUGCGGCAAGAAGAAGGAAGAUCCUUGCGGUAAAAAACCGGAUCCUUGCGGGAAGAAAAAGGAUCCGUGCGGCCAGAAGCCGGAUCCUUGCGGCAAGAAGGAGGACCCCUGCGGGAAGAAAAAGGAAGACCCCUGCGGCAAAAAGCCGGAUCCUUGCGGCAAGAAGAAGGACCCCUGCGGCAAGAAGAAGCAGGAUCGCUGCGGCAAGAAGAAGCAAGAUCGCUGCGGCAAGAAGAAGCAGGAUCCCUGCGGCAAGAAGAUGAUGACGCCGUCCGAGAAGAAGAAGCCCGCCGAGAAGAAGGUGCCCCCUCCCGUCAUCAAGAAGGAGAAGAAGGACGACAAGGCGUGCCCGCCGGUGUUCCGGGCGCCCGCAGGGUGCCCGAACGACGAUAAAGGAGGCGGCAAGAAAUUCUCGACCGACUCGAGGAUCCACGCGCGUAGCAUUUCCUCCUACAAAACGAUUCGGGACACGCUGAGCGAGCUCCCGUGGAUCAUAGAUCGAUCCUCGAUGCCCGAGCUACGGCCUAGGAUAGAAUCUCGAUGGUCCCGUCCGUUCGACUGGAUCGUCGUCGACAGUUAAAUUGUUGUGUUCGUUCGUACCGAGUAAUUGAAACAAGAUGGAUAGAAUAUGUUUCGUCUCUGGACACUUUCGUCUCCGCGUCAAUAAACGUGAUCGCACCGA